AUGGCUGCUACGGAGAAAAAAGGGCAAAAAUAUAAUUUUGAUAAAAUAUGUCGUGCCUGUUUGCAAAUUAAAAAGGAUAUGAGACCAUUAUUCGAGCAGCUGACGGCGACGAUGUUGAUGGGGAUAUCUAAAGUGCAGGUCGCGAUCGACGAUGGCUUACCAAAGCAAUUAUGUCUUCAAUGUGUACAUCAGAUCUCAAGAUGCUACACAUUCAAGGAGUCGAUAGAGAGGAAUGACGCCAUGCUCCAGGAACAGAAGAGGCAAGAUGAAGGGGUGUUGCAAAAGGAUCAGGAUCAUAUGGAAACAUCAUCAUACAUACAAUUCAUCGAAGUGCCUAGCUUAAAUAGUGGUCAGAAUAUUUUGGAUGGAUUCUUUGAUAACACUGACACAAAUACUGAUGUAACACAGGAAAUACUGCAGAAAGAGGAUUUUGAUAUAGAUAAGCUGCAAACAAUCCCAGACCAGCCAAAAGAAGAUGAAGCUCUCAACUCUGACGAGGAGAACUAUCUCCAAAUGGUGGUGUUCCAGUCCACCACGACGGCAGCUGGUCGCCACGUGUGUAACCUCUGUCACAAGGAAUUUAAACACGCGAGAUGGCUGAAGCAGCACCUGAAAUCACAUACAAAUUGGAUCAAGGCGAACUGCAAGAAGCCGCCAAAGUGCCUCAUUUGUGAUAGGACUUUUAAGGGUCCAGGGAUGUUGAAAAUGCACAUGCGCACACACGAACAGCGCCCACCUAAGCAGCCAACUUGCUCUGUCUGCCAACGGACCUUCCCAACAAAGACAUUACUAUACAGACACAGGCAGACACACUUUGAGCAGAAGAGCCAUCAGUGUACGGUGUGCGAGAAGCGGUUCUUCAGCGGUUACGCCUUGAGGUCCCACAUGGCCCGACAUAGGGGGGAAAGGCCAUUUACCUGCGCUGUGUGUUCCAAGACAUUCUAUAAUCCUACUGAUUUGAAGGUAAGGAUGUUAUGCUAUUUACGAUAA
Pieris macdunnoughi is the source of this 990-nucleotide messenger RNA. The record is from the annotation of a GenBank genome assembly. Lineage: Eukaryota; Metazoa; Arthropoda; Insecta; Lepidoptera; Pieridae.